AUGCGAGGAACUCAUAUAUUUAUAGUAUUGAUCUGCUAUGGGUUUUUGGAGGCAUUUGCAAGCCAAGCUCCGACUGCGGCAUCAAACCCGAGUCAAGUAAAGUCUGCAAGUGCGAAGGCUACUACAGAACCUCCAACUGGAGACGCUGAAGUUUCUGCAAAGAAAAUAAAAGAGCUUAUGAGCCAGGGAAAGGCUCUGCAAUCGUGCCUUGCUGGCACAGGUGGCAAGCCGUGCAUGGAGAAUGCAGAAAUAGACGAAAAGACCUUGAAGCUAAUAGAUGAAACUGUAGAGAUUGCAAAAGCUGCAAACCAAAAAGAAACUGCAGAGAAGGCUGAGGCCCUACAGAAAACAAAAGAAGAAAUUAAGAAAGAAAAAGAGAGCCUGACCAAGUCCGCAGAGCUUGCCAAGAAGCACGGCGAAGAGCUUCUGAAGGCGAAGACCGAGCAGGGCGAGCUGUGGGACAAGAUCUACCGCAGCAUCCAGCCGGCUACGAUUAAGAUGUUCAACUCUAGCGCAAACGUCUUCAGCAAAAGCAACCUCUCUGAAAGCGACCAAGCCAUUGGGAAGGACUACGACAAAUUCACUGAAACUCUCACCAGCGCCAUCAGCCUUAUCCCGGACGAUUACAAAAAAAUCUUCCGGAAUGUUAAGAAUGCUGGCACCCCAGUCUCUGUGAAGGAGUUCAACUCUAUUUUGUCUGGAUUUCUGGCAAGAGAAAGACUUUCGCAGAUAUUAAAGAACUUGACGGACGAAAAAGACAAGUUUAACCCAAACCAGAAGCUUCUGCACCCAAUGAACCACACGAAGUGCUAUCUCAUCCAGGGCGUUAUUGACCUCCAAAAGAAGAUCAACGAGAAGAAUGCUCCCGCCGAGUGCGUGAAGAAAUCAGAUGAACUCAUCGCUGCUCUGAUGAAGACAAAUGUCUUGGAGAGGUACCAAACCAUAGCAACUCUUUUCGAGGAAAAGUUUGACUUGAAAAAAGCUGUUCAGGAGAUAGAGAAGUACUGGGAUGCAGCAAUUUUGAUAGUAAAUGGUUCUAUCUCAGAGAUCACAAGCCCAACUGAAAGGCACCAUGAAGCCAAUGCUUCGAUUUUAGCAGGUCUUGCAGCCGUGAAAAAAAACACGUCCGAUGCUAUUCUUGCACUUGGAGAGAUUUUAAAGUCUCCCACUGCGAAAAAAGACAUUACGUCUCUUUGCACCAUAAAGAUCGACGAGAAGGAGGGGCUUCCUGUAGGCACUGAAGUUAUAAGCGAGCACAUGGUAGAGGACUGGCUGCAGAUUUCAGAGAACCGUACAUACACGACCAGCAUAGGAAUAAAGGCAGGAAAUGCCGUCUCUUCCAUAACUGGAGCGGCUUCUAGAUUUAUUUCAAGCAGAUUCACGAACAGCACAGACUCAUGGGACACCAGCCUGCUUGAGGGCAUUGAAAACCCCACCCAGGAGGUCAAGGCGGCUCUGGCGAGCAUAAGGCUGAUCAUAAGCAAUAAUGCGGUUAUUAUCAACGCCAUACACGAGCACUUGAGAGAGGUCUGCUCGCUUGAGGAAUCGGGUGCGCUGGGAAAUGUGUAUAAAGACGACAGUGAAAUAGGCCUGCUGAAAAAGAUGAUGGACCUGAAGAAUAUACUGCCAGACAUCAGCUUGCUUGCUUGCUGCUUGGAAAAGGAGCGCAUUCUGAGAAGCACCUCAGACAGCUCCAAGGAGAGAAAGUUUACUCCGCACUACGUAUGCGCUGCAGCCAAGUUCAUGGCUGAAGAGGAAGUAACCAACACAACGUUUGAAGCAGGGCAGAUAACAUACGCAGACUUCAUAGCAACCGACGCCAAUGCACAGGAGAUCAUAAAACACAUGAAGGAUGUUCUCUCAAAGUACAUAAAAGAGCUCAAGGAGUCAAAGGUCCUUUCGGAGGGCGUGAGCAGCGAGUCUCUGAAGGGCAUAGAAAAGUCUGCGUCUGAAAUAAAAGCCAAGCUGAGCCCAAGCAAGAGCAUAAACAUCGAGGCAGAGUACAGUAAAAUAACUGACUACCUGCACAUGAUGAAGAAGAGCCUGGGCGCGACUUCUAAAGUGUCGGGCGUGCUUGAGUUUUCUGCGCUGCGAAGCAAGAUGGUCGUCUUCAACGGCCUGGUCAACAUUCUCAAGCUGUACUCUUCAAAGAAGGAGCUCUUUAACGUGUAUGCACAGGGAGAAUUCCAGAAAAAGAUCGAGGGUUCUGUAGAGAAAGACCCCAGCAUAAAGGAAAUGAGUGAGCACCUUGGAAAGUGGAAGAGUGCCAUGUCCAAGGGCAUAACUGCAGUGCAGGAGCUGCUAGACCACCUCACUGGAGGCCUAGUGCCGGCUGCUCAAACAGAAGAAGCCGUCCCGAACAAAGAAGUGUCUGCUGUGCAGGCAUUCACCGGCAAAGGAUGGAUAAAGACAAAGAUCACAGCAUUCAUAUGCAUCCUCGCCAUUGUUGUGGCAUCGGUCGUAUGCUUUGUGAUGUCCAGAGUCAAAAAGCACAGGUCUAGCUGGCUAAGUUAA
Messenger RNA from Nematocida major, 2514 nucleotides. RefSeq lists its product as uncharacterized. The coding region runs from base 1 to 2514 and encodes 837 amino acids. NCBI's taxonomy places the organism in Eukaryota, Fungi, Microsporidia. The record is from RefSeq and is a predicted model, not a curated record. The transcript has a single exon.